Molecule: messenger RNA, 1997 nt
Organism: Phragmites australis (common reed)
Lineage: Eukaryota; Viridiplantae; Streptophyta; Magnoliopsida; Poales; Poaceae
Exons: 10
Coding region: 73-1767 (564 amino acids)
Biological process (GO): protein ubiquitination
Cellular component (GO): Cul4A-RING E3 ubiquitin ligase complex
Source: RefSeq, a predicted model, not a curated record
ACCGAGCUGAAGAAUCCAAAUCUCGCUUGCGUUUUAGGUGUGGUGUCUCCGUCACCGGCACAGGCGGGCGUGAUGGCGGACUGGAACGGGAUCCCGGCGCGGGAGCGGCGACUGAUGGAGGAGAUCCUGCAGCUCGACGCGGAGGAGCUGAACGUCGAGGUGGUCGACGACGAUGACGAGGAGGAUGAGGAGGGCGGCGACGACGACGAGGACGACUCCGUCGAAGCCUUCCUCAGAGAUAACGAUGGGGAUGCAGUUGCUAGCACCUCCCGACCUUUCACAUUCAAUACAUCUCUAGCCUCACUGCACACCUAUCUUGGUGAGGUUGAUGAUACACGGGGUAGAGUUUCACUCUUGGAUGGUGGUGCAAUCCUGAACUUACCAAUUUUCUAUCUUCAAGGUGUUGUUCUGUUUCCAGGAGCUACCCUUCCUCUGAGAGUAAUUCAGUCUAGAUUAGUAGUUGCUAUUGACAAAGCUUUGAAACAGGUCGACGCUCCAUGCACAAUUGGUGUGGUUCUCAUGUAUCGACACCCAAAUCAUCGACAUUAUACUACCGCUUCGGUUGGAACAACAGCAGAGAUACGUCAACUUGGAAGGUUGGAUGAUGGUUCAUUAAAUGUUGUUGCCCGUGGUCAGCAACGAUUUCGUCUGAGGAGGCAUUGGAUUGAUGUUGAUCGGGUGGUAUGGGGUGAAGUCCAAAUCAUUGAAGAGGAUACUCCUUUGAGAACUCCAAGGGAUGCAUUUGCACAGCUAGCUGCAUGUAAUAGCUUCAAGCCACACACUUGUUCACCCAUUAUCAGUUUGGAUAUGUCUCCAAUCAAACAACAGGAUCAUAUGGAUUCAGAACCAGAAUGUGAUACUCCAUCACCUCAAAGUAAUACAAGCAAUCAUUCAUCAAUGGAUACAAGGAUGUGCCAUCUAGGUUCACUGUCAAGUGACUCGAUUAAAUCCUCAGAUGAAGAUGGAGAUUUCAUGCACGAGCAGUUUUGGAGACGGAAGUUAAAACAUGUGAAGGGAAGUGGCACAUCAGGUCAGUCAGACAAAAAUACCAACAUGGGCAAUGAGGAUGGUCUUGACUUGACAUCUCUUGAAUCCUUGCCAACAGCAAGAACAAGAGAUACUAAGUUGCGGCGGCAGUACCAGGCUGCUGGUUACUCAAAGCAGGCUUUUCAGGCACCAUUAUCAUUUUGGCCUCGGUGGGCUUAUGAAAUGUAUGACUCAUAUACACUUGCUCGUAGGGCUGCAGAUUUAUGGAGACAGAUAAUUGCAAACCCAACCAUGGAUGAUCAUGUAAGAAAGCCAGACAUUUUGUCAUUUCACAUUGGAAGCAAACUUCCUGUCUCAGAAUUUGUGAGACAAAAACUGCUGGAGAUUGAUGGAAUUUCGUAUCGCCUACAGAAGGAAAUUCAACUUCUUAAGGCCUUUAAUCUUAUUAAAUGCAGAAACUGCCAGUCUCUUAUAGCAAAACGCAGUGACAUGGUGGUGAUGUCUACUGAUGGGCCUCUCGGUGCCUAUGUCAACCCUUAUGGUUGUGUCCAUGAGACGAUAACAGUCAGCAAUGCAACUGGGCUCGCUCUCGUUGGCAAUCCUUCAAAGGUUCACAGCUGGUUUCCAGGGUACUCGUGGACGAUUGCAUCAUGCUCGGCCUGCGAGUCCCACAUAGGCUGGCUAUUCAAAGCCACGAAGAAAAAUCUGCGACCGAAAUCCUUUUGGGGGAUCCGCAGCUCACAGAUCGCAGAUGAUGCACAGGUAGAUCAGAACGAGUGAUGCUCCAAAGCCUCCAUGUAUACACAGACUAUAGUAGUAGUGAACUACUAAACUAUGUAUGACUUGUUGAUCCCUCUGUGCGUCUUCCCUUCAUCACCGGUCCAUACGCCCCACAGUACCUGCCUUUUAUCUCCUGGUAUAAUUAAAUAGUGGCAGAAAUAAUCAGUCUCAGGUGUGUUGUAUUGCAGAAUCCUUUUUUCCUUAAAGAAAAAUCACUUUCAUAAUUUGCA